Messenger RNA from Alternaria rosae, 2191 nucleotides. Its product is annotated as Chloroperoxidase. The coding region runs from base 454 to 1764 and encodes 436 amino acids. Gene Ontology annotation, molecular function: peroxidase activity. Lineage: Eukaryota; Fungi; Ascomycota; Dothideomycetes; Pleosporales; Pleosporaceae. The transcript has 4 exons. The record is from RefSeq and is a predicted model, not a curated record.
CGGGUGUAAUUGUUUCAGACCACCUUUCGGGUAUCGUCAGCCUUACUCCUUUUCACGUUCCCAAAUCGACUAUGUUGGAUCUUCUCGUCUAGCCCUCUUUCAGUCCUGUCCCUGGCAGAAGUGGAGUCAGAAUUCGAUGGCAUUUACCGUGCCGCGGUCGUUCAUGAUCCUCCCCACGAUUCUCCUGGGAUUGUUUAAUGAUGAUAGACGUUGCUUCUCUGCCUGGGCAAACAAAGUGGUUAGCUUGUCACUUCGCCAGAACGCUUCCGAAGCAAUCGAACGCUCAGCUAUGCCAUAUCCGCAUUCAGCAGUUCGUCCGCGUCUCACCGCCUGCUCAUCUUCAUGUGGCUUACGCUUACAUGAUGCUCGUAGACACCAACAUCUAAUUACCAUUCCCUUGUCUCUCUUUGGCUGUUUGUCUAACAGGUAUCUUUUCGAACCGUUCCGCUCGCUAUGAAGUUCUCAGUUCCCAUUCUCACCCUUCUUUCGGGCAACAUUUUUGCCAAUGCCUUUCCUUCUCUUCAUCAUAGACAUCUCGACGGCCUCACACCCGAAAAGCUGAAUGCGGCUAUUCGAUCGGUGGAGGAGUACAAACAUGCCAAGAGACUUCUCGUUGACGUAAAGAAACCCAUCGAUAUCACCGGCAAACACGCCUUCCAGGCUCCCAAGAAGAACGACCAACGCGGACCGUGUCCUGGACUCAAUGCUCUGGCUAACCAUGGAUACAUUUCUCGCGAUGGUGUCACCAGCUUCGUGGAAGUGGUGGCGGCCAUCAAUCAAGUGAUGGGCAUGGGCACAGAGCUGGCUCUUGUCCUCGGUAUCAUGGGUACUGUCUGGACAGGAAACCCACUAUCGUUGGAUCCUGGUUUCUCUAUCGGAGGUCCAACUGCUGGCACAAACAACAUCCUAGGAAAUCUGCUUGGUCUUCUUGGUAACCCUCGAGGUCUUCAAGGUUCGCACAACUGGAUCGAGUCGGACUCAUCGCUUACGCGCGAUGACCUUUAUGUGACCGGUGAUGCUUGGACAAUGAAUAUGACGCUUUUCCGCGACUUCCACGAUCGUGCUGAUGAGAACGGCGUCCUCUCCAUGGACCUGCUGGCCGAUCAAGCUGCCCGUCGCUGGGAGUAUAGCGUCGCCCACAACCCAAACUUCUAUUAUGGGCCUGUCACUGGCAUGGUUAGCCGUAACGCUGGCUACUUCUUCCUCGGUCGCCUGCUCUCCAACCACACAGCUGAGCACCCCGAAGGUGUUCUUACCCAAGAGAUCUUCCGCAAGUUCUUCGCCGUGUAUGAGGGUGCGAACGGAAACAUGGAGUAUCGUAAGGGCCACGAGACAAUUCCCGAGAACUGGUACCGUAAGCCGGUGGAGUACGGCCUCAUUCCACUGAACUUGGACAUCAUUUCAUGGGUGAUGAAGCACCCAGUCCUUGGCAGCAUUGGCGGCAACACCGGCACCGUGAACUCUUUCACCGGUCUCGACCUCCACAAUGUCACUGGCGGCGUGCUUAACGCAGGCACCUUGCUCGAGAACAACAAUCUCCUGUGCUUCGUGUUUGAAUUGCUCAAGACAUUCCUGCCCAACUCGCUUUCUCCGCUGCUGUCGACCCUCGAAGUCCCGAUCAGCUUGGUGACAGAUACCCUGGCGUCGCCGCUGUUGAGCCUCGCGUGCCCAGCAUGGAAGGAUAUGACCGAGGGUGGCGAGCCGCUAUGGGACGGUAUCCAGAACACAUUUGCUGGCGCACGCAAGGCCGGUUCAAGCCUUUAGUUCAAGCACAGUAGUGACAUAAUCAUAUUCUCUUUCUCUUGUUAAUAAAACCUGUUAACGGGCUGAGCUCGUGAAACGUCGUUGGAAAUGCGCAAGCGUGUUUGUGUCGCAGUGGACAAAUGCGCUUAGAUGAAAGCAAGGAUUUGCUGAGUGAAGAUCGUUUUCAUAACAUUGUGAUCGAUAUCGGCUUUUGCUUGCCAGUCCAAGUUGCAUGUAGCUUGAGGGCAAAUUGAGGCUGCUGCUUGGGUCCAACAUGGACAUGCCUAGGUGAUCGUUAAGAUCAUGACGGAGAAGACUGAGCAGAGUGUGAGGUGGUUGGAAGACGCGUUCGCGUCGCGCUGGCUAAAGCCUGACCGAAUGUGGACUAGCCUCUCUUCCAUGUGAAAGUCAAUCUCUUGGAGACAUGAAAAGCCGGAACAUCUUGGAG